Messenger RNA from Lodderomyces margitis, 1773 nucleotides. It is a transcript of the gene AAP1, whose product is annotated as Aap1p. Gene Ontology annotation, cellular component: membrane. Gene Ontology annotation, biological process: amino acid transmembrane transport. The transcript has 2 exons. The coding region runs from base 1 to 1773 and encodes 590 amino acids. The record is from RefSeq and is a predicted model, not a curated record. Gene Ontology annotation, molecular function: amino acid transmembrane transporter activity. NCBI's taxonomy places the organism in Eukaryota, Fungi, Ascomycota, Pichiomycetes, Serinales, Debaryomycetaceae.
AUGUCACAACACAAGCCGCCAAUGUCUGACAUAAACGAAGAAGAAGUAUCUGCAUUUGACACAUAUUGCAACCACCCUUCCACCACGCUAUCACCGUUAACCACGGAUUCCACAACUGGCGCAGAAGAAUCACUGCGAUAUUCGCUACAUCCAAAGUCACUAGUCACCAACUUUAUCAACUCAUUCAAACCCUUUGAUUAUUCAACAUUACCACCAGUGUACCUUGAGCAUUUUCGUAAACUAGACCAACGACAGGAGAACCAAGGAGAUGUUGAAUAUGUGCUGAGCUUACAGGACAACGAUGCUAACUCACAGCACCAGCAAAAGGAGGACUCAGUCCACCUACACCCAGCCCAUCCCAAUUACGACUAUUCCACAUUCAGCCAGUUGGAAAAAGAUGCUAUAAUNAGUGUGGAUGUUUAUAGGCAGCUUUACGUUCACCACUAUGGCAAGUUUGUCCGAAUUGGCAACCGCCUUUCCUUGACAAUGCCGUUGCAGCUUGUGGCAGCAGCCCUCAGCAUCCAGUAUUGGAACCACCAUCUCCACCCAGCCAUAUUUGUCACCAUUUUCUACAUUGUCAUUGUGUUCAUCAACUUGUUUGGAGUCAAAGGGUAUGGGGAGAUUGAGAGUUUCUUGAGUUUGCUCAAGGUUAUUGCUGUUGUUGGGUUCAAUAUAUGCGGGAUCAUUAUUGUAGCAGGUGGUGUACCGGGACAGCCCUACAUUGGCGGUGCCAAUUGGCGCAAACCACAGGGUGGCCUAUUCAAUGAGCAUUCGCCUUUUAAGAAUAUGUGUUUUAUUAUCUCAAAUGCGUCGUUUGCAUUUGCAGGGAUAGAGUUGUUUGCAUUGGCGGCCGUUGAAUCGGCAACGCCGAAAACGUCGAUUAACAAAUCAAGAAAACAGAUCUUCUACAGGAUCAUUGUUUUCUACUUGUUGUCGAUCAUAAUGAUUGGCUUUCUAGUCCCUUACAAGAACUCCGAGUUGAAAGGUUCGACCAAUGGGCUCAUCGAUACAAACACAUCGCCUUUUGUAAUUGCAAUCAAGUUGGCAAAUAUCAAAGCCUUGCCGUCGAUAAUGAAUGCGGUAGUGAUAAUAACGGUGAUUUCUGUCGGUAAUGCGUCGGUUUUUGCAUCCACCAGGGUGCUCAAUGCUAUUGGUGCUUUGGAGCAGGGACCGAAAUUUCUCAACUUUAUCGACCGCAAGGGCCGGCCCAUGGGAUGUCUUUUGAUACAGUUUGCAUGUGGGUUGCUUGCGUAUCUCGUAUGCAUUCCUGGCAACAGUACUACAUUGACAAUAUUCCAGUGGUUGUUGAGUUUGAGUGGAUUGAGUGCGUUAUUCACCUACUUGGUGAUUAACAUAUCCCAGCUCCGGUUCCACGCUGCGUUGAGUCAUCGCGCCAGGGUUGCUCGAGACGAACUACUCUACGUGUCAUCCAACUGGAGCUCUUGGUAUGGCAUAGUCACCAUUGCUGUCACACUAGUGCUUCAAUUUUGGGCGGCAUUGUGGCCUCCCGGCGGAGGCGUUGAUGUGGUGUCGUUUUUCCAAAUCUACUUGGGCGGGAUUGUAUUGGUUGCGAGCUACUUGGUCCAUAAGGUUUAUGAUUACUGGUAUAAUGAUGUCCCGUUGACCAAGUUGUGGUUGAGCGUUGAUGAAAUUAAUGUCGACUGUGGGCGUCGACAAGUUGACUUGGAAGCCGUGAAGCAGGAGAUUGCUGAGCAGCGUACCCUUUUGGAGAGUAAACCCUGGUGGUUCAAAGUGUAUAACUUCUUUUGCUGA